Molecule: messenger RNA, 261 nt
Organism: Aspergillus nomiae NRRL 13137
Lineage: Eukaryota; Fungi; Ascomycota; Eurotiomycetes; Eurotiales; Aspergillaceae
Exons: 1
Coding region: 1-261 (86 amino acids)
Source: RefSeq, a predicted model, not a curated record
AUGGUAAGUCUGCUUUCUCUAUCAGAGAUUACGUACAUAGUUGUCAAGUCCGAAUAUCGUUAUUGCGGUAUCGGAAAGGACUAUGUCUUCGACAAGGGUCGGUCAGCGGACGUGCCUGUUGCCGUGAGCGCCGAGCCGCAGAUCUACGGGUUUUUCAACAAAUAUGGCUUGAAGUUCCAUGAUACGAAGCAUGCGGAUUUCGAUCUUGCUCAGUGGGCCCACCACACUCGGGUUUUGGUAAUUUCAGGUUGGCUGGGUUAA